AUGCUUUGCCGGAGACACCGAGGCGGCGAAGGCGCGCCUCAAGGCGUCCAGGCGCCCUGUCUUCUUCGCAUUCUUCUUCUUCUCCCGGGCACCAGAACCACGCCGCCCGCCGCUAGGAGCAGCAACGUCGCCACGCUGCCACUUGGAGCAGCACCGACACUGCCAUCAUCCAGCCGCCGUCACCCCAGCGCCGUCAGCAAGAUCGCAAAGCCCGCAAGGUACUUGUUCUUGAAAUCAAUUGAUGCAUCGGCCUCUAUUAAGAAUGGAGAUUUGUUGUAUGCCUAUUUGGAUGAUGUUAUUCAAGAAGUUGGGGAGGAUAAUGUGGUUCAAGUUAUAUCCGACAAUGCUUCAAACUACAAGAAUGCCGGGUCAAAACUUAUGGAGAGGAAAGAGAAUGUGUGGUGGACUCCAUGUGCGGCUCAUUGCAUUGAUUAA
Molecule: messenger RNA, 435 nt
Organism: Malus domestica (apple)
Lineage: Eukaryota; Viridiplantae; Streptophyta; Magnoliopsida; Rosales; Rosaceae
Source: RefSeq, a predicted model, not a curated record